Molecule: messenger RNA, 4467 nt
Organism: Sander lucioperca (pikeperch)
Lineage: Eukaryota; Metazoa; Chordata; Actinopteri; Perciformes; Percidae
Gene: filip1b
Product: filamin-A-interacting protein 1
Exons: 6
Coding region: 433-4011 (1192 amino acids)
Source: RefSeq, a predicted model, not a curated record
GCCUCAGUCAGUCAGUUCAGCUGCUAACACAGACUGAGAGCACAUGUUAUAUAUAGAGCACACUCUCAGAGAGGAGAACUGAUUUAAAUUCAACUGAAAGAAAGACUCUCUCUCUCUGUCUCUGUCUCUCUCUCUCUCUCCCUCCUCAGUUCUUACUCUUAGUCUCUCGCCCGGUGAGCUCACAGACCAAACUUGGAGAGGACGAAGCUCCACACCGCUCCGUUACUGCGCCUCCAACUUUGGCAAACGGUGUGUAGAAGAAAGAAACUACAGAGGGACUUUAAAGGACAGAAGACAUUUCUGAGAGAAUCCCAUAAACACAGAGAUUUCGUGAGAGCUGUCGGUGAACUCAUCAAACAAGACUGGAGCCGGGUUUUUUUUUGGGUGUCUGAACAGCUGUGACACAUCUGGCGCGCUGAGACCAGGUAGAAAAUGCGAUCCAGGAACUGCACCAUGGAGGGUCCAGAUGACGGACAGAUCCAGCCCACUAAAGGCUUCAUCAAGCAGGAAGAGGAGAACACAUCAGAGCUCACAAAGAGGAAGAUGAAGGUCCAGCGAGAGGAGAAGGACGGGAGGACGGCGGGGUCAGCUAAGAAACUUCAGAAACCUGCAGAGAGCAGGAAGGCAGCAGCAGCACGGGAUCUGUCAAAGAGGGACCUGCUGCACCUGCUGGGAAUCAUGGAGGGAGAAGUUCAGGCCAGAGAGGACAUCAUCGGUCUGCUGAAGUCGGACAGAACCCGACCGGAGGCUCUGGAGGCUCAGUACGGCUUGGCCUACCCCACCAAACCCCUGCAGGCCCUGCAGAGAGACGGACUGCUCGCCCUCCACAACAACCGCACUGACGACGUGUACGAGAAACCCAUGGCCGAGUUGGACCGUCUGGAGGACAAACAGAAGGAGACGUACAAACGCAUGUUGGAGCAGCUGCUGCUGGCAGAGAAAUGUCACCGGCGCACCGUCAUGGAGCUGGACAACGAGAAACGCAAACACUCAGACUUCAUGAACAAGAGCGACGACUUCACCAACCUGCUGGAGCAGGAGAGGGAGAGACUCAAAAGGCUGCUGGAGCAGGAGAAGGCCUACCAGACUCGUAAGGACAAGGACCAUAGCAGGAGGCUGGAGAAGGUCAGAGCGGAGCUGGUCAAGCUCAAGUCCUUUGCCCUGAUGUUGGUAGAUGAGCGGCAGCUGCAUAUCGAGCAGAUCGACCAACAGAGCCAGAAGUUCCAGGACCUCACUCAGAAGCUGCAGGAGAAAGAGCAGCGUUUGGCAGCGGUCGCUGACAACGCCAAGGAGGACAGCCAGAAGGUCCUUAAGCUGGAGGCCGAGCUGGAGCACAGGGUGGCUAAGUUUGCACAGGAACACGAGGAGAUGACGGCCAAACUGGCCGACGAGGAGUCCCAAAGCCGACAGCUUAGGCUAAAGCUGGCCGGACUGGCGCACAAGAUCGAAGAGCUGGAGGAGAGCAACAAGGCGCUGCAAAAAUCCGAGGAAGACCUGCAGGAGUUGAGGGAGAAAAUCAGCAAAGGCGAGUGUGGGGAUUCAUCUCUCAUGACCGAACUGGAGAAUUUGCGGAAGAGAGUGCUGGAGAUGGAGGGCAAGGAUGAGGAGAUAAUCAAAGCAGAGACUCAGUGCAGGGAGCUGAGGAAAAAGCUUCAGGGUGAGGAGAACCACGGCAAGGAGGUGAGGCUGGAGGUGGAAAAACUGCAGAAGAGAAUGGUUGAACUGGAGAAACUGGAGGGGGCUUUCAGUAGGAGCAAAACAGAGUGCUCUCAGCUUCAUUCAAACCUGGAAAAAGAGAAACGCGUUGUGAAGGAUCUGGGCGGUGAGCUGGAGACGGUGAAGACUCGGCUGAAAGAACUAGAGUGCUCUGAGUCAAAGUUCGAAAAGGCAGAAAUGGCCCUCAAAGACGAUCUUAUGAAGUUGAAGUCCUUUACAGUUAUUCUGGUAGAUGAUAGGAAGAACAUGGCGGAGAGACUUAGACAGGAAGAACAGAAAAGUGAUGAUUUAAGUAAGAUGUUCAAAGCAGAGCAGGGCAAGGUAACAGAAGUCACAGAGAAGUUGAUUGAGGAGAGCAAAAAACUUCUCAAAUUCAAAUCAGAAAUGGAGAUCAAAAUGACAACCCUCAUCAAAGAGAAAGACGAGUUGAAAACUAAACUUGCAAGUGAAGAGGGAAAGUGUAGGGAACUAAAUACCAAGCUAGGUGGUAUGGAAAUAAGAAUGGACGGACUUGAGGAGAAUGAGAGGGAAACACAGAGAAAGUGGUCCAACAUGGACAACCGAAAUCCAGAUGAAGACAACAAAGUAAAAGGGCUCACGCUAGAAAUUGAAAGACUUAAAAGCAGGCUCAAACAACUUGAGGUAGUAGAAGGAGAUUUAAUGAAAACAGAAGAUGAGUAUGAUCUAUUGGAGAAGAAAUUCAGAACAGAGCAAGACAAAGCGAAUACCCUUUCUAAGCAGCUGGAAGAAAUGAAAAGUCAGAUCGCCAGAAACAAAGCCAUAGAGAAAGGCGAGGUCACGAGUCCAGAGGCUGAGCUUAGAAUUCGCUGCAAGAUGGAGGAGGCUAAAACCAGAGAGCUGCAGGCGGACGUCCAGGCCCUGAAGGAGAAAAUCCAUGAACUGAUGAACAAGGAGGACCAGCUCUCCCAGUUGCAGGUGGAUUAUUCUGUUCUCCAGCAGAGGUUCAUGGAGGAAGAAGAGAAGAAGAUGAGCAUGAGCCAUGACUUUGCCAACCUUACCAAGGAGCUGCAAGCCACAAAACGCUACAGUUGCGCUUUGAGGCCCAGUUUGAACGGUAAGAGGAUGGUUAAUGUCCCGGUUACCUCCACCGCAGUGCAGACAGAUGUGAUGGCGAGUGAGGUUGCUGAGGACGACACGGCGGCCGGCUUUAUCCGGAAAUCAGUCCUUGAGGAAAACCACUUAAUGAGCAACUUAAGACAACGGGGUCUUAAAAAACCAACAGUUCUUGAGCGAUACCCUCCAGCUUCAGCGGAACUCGGGGCAAGAAAAUCGUGGAUACCCUGGAUGAAAAAGAAGGAGGCCUUCACACUCACUCAGACCACUUCUGACAAGACAAAUCGUGCAUCCUUGCUUCAUCCACCGGAGAUGACCAAACCAGGCCAGCCUCUGCACAUCCGCGUGACCCCAGAUCAUGAGAACAGCACUGCCACCUUGGAGAUCACCAGCCCCAGAGCCGAGGAUUUCUUCUCCAGCACCACCAUCAUCCCGACCCUCGGCCUUCAGAAGCCUCGCAUCACGAUCGUCCCUAAGCCCACAACCGUGGCCUCAAAGAGCAAAAACGAUCUGUUGGGAAGUCUUGAUCGCACCAAAUCCCCGGUCACGAUAACCACCAUCUCCAGGGCCAAGAGUCCGGACAAAAACAACGGCUGCAGCUCGGACAGACAUCAGUCGCCGGUGUCCAUUAUCACGGUCAGCACCACUCCUGUGGCUGAAGCAUGCGCUUCAUCGGAGCCUCACGACAUUACCGCAAGCCGCACGGUGAUCAAGAUGACCCCAGAGAAGCCACCUGGGCCAACGCCUUUCAGGAAAUACAAUGGCAACAGCAACAUUAUCACAACAGAGGACAACAAGAUCCACAUCCACUUGGGUCCACAGUUUAAGAGACCUUCCGAGGGCUGCGGUGGUCAAGUUCUGACGCUCAGAAGUUCAGAAAGCAGCAAGGAAAUGUCAACAGGAACGGUGCUCCGCUCUCCACGCCAACUGUCGAUGGGGAAGAUGACUCAGAGCAAAAUGACAAGCAGCAUAACAAUCACACCCAUUACCUCGGCAUCCUCCAGGCCGACACAGUCAGUGCCCAGUUCGGAUGUGCAGCCAGCUCGGAGCGCGGCCACGCGGAUCCCACUGUCAAAAGGUAUGAAACCGAGCAGCAAGGCGCUUCUGGGCGUAUCGACGGUGACGAGGUUAGAGUCGCGGGCAGAGAGCCAGUCAAUGAAAAUCGAGCUGAGGAAGUCAAUGGUGUGCAGCUCUGCCUCUGUGGCAGGAGGCAAAAACUGAAGCACAAGAGCGCUACCAUGGCAACAACUCAACGUGAAUGCUUCAUGAUUGAGUUUGUCACUGAAUCUGCCGCCAAAUAUGAGUCACAGGCCACAUCAGUAUAAAUACACAAAUGGGACUGUGUGUGUGUGAUAUUCCAAACACUUUUAUUUCAUUCAGACCUUCAGUUUGCAACUUUACAUGUUUCAGGAAAUAUUUUAUGUAAUUUCAAAGGCAGGUUUUAUGUUAUUUUUAAUUGCCACUGAAGCACCUCUUUGCAUGUCUCGUUUGCAUUGGAGUGCAUGUUGAUUAACUUCAUCUUGGUGAUAAUUUUGGCCGCAGCUCUAGACUUGUUGUCAUCAUUUACAUUUUUUCAUUGCAUGUGUUUAUUUCACCAUCGCUUUUGGGAGGUUUUUCCACUGAAUUGUCGAUUUGUGACAGGCACCAAAAUAAAAAAAAUAUUUAUCUCUGAACCAA